This is a messenger RNA of Cyclocybe aegerita, 729 nucleotides long. The record is from the annotation of a GenBank genome assembly. NCBI's taxonomy places the organism in Eukaryota, Fungi, Basidiomycota, Agaricomycetes, Agaricales, Hemipholiotaceae.
AUGAAAUUGAAGAUCACUCCAGAAUACCUGUCUGCAUUGCCAGACACAUCGAAAUUUCGUAUCUUUGUAGGAACAAACUACGUGCCGAGUGAUGAUGAAAUCAGCGAACUCCGCGAGGUCCUCAAGGCUCCACAGGCGAGGCUAGAUGCUAUCGAUGUCGAGAUCGACAAGGUUUUCCGUGUCUACAACCAACUCGCCAAUCACCGCCAGACUCUGUCGAAGGAAAUCGAGGAGGUCCGAGCGUUAAUUUCCCCCAUGCGGCACCUCCCAUCCGACAUCCUUCGAGAGGUAUUCAUCCAAACCCUCCCAGAAAGUGAUGCGAUAAUGAAGGCCAAUCGCUGCCCAUUACUUCUCACUCACAUCUGUCGUUUCUGGAGGGACGUCGCGCUCUCCACCCCCAACCUCUGGACCUCUCUUCAAAUCACAGUUCCGGGCAAUCCCUUCCCUUCCUCGACGGAAGAACCACCACAUAAAUUAAUAGAAUCAGCAAAUAAAAUCGCAGUCGGCAUUCGCGAAUGGCUCAGUAGAAGCGGUGCCCUGCCACUAAGUGUCUCUCUGACUAGCAAUUACCGGGGUCAAGACAGCCUUGCCCACAAACCUAUCACCGCGUCUCUCAUUCCUUUCUCUUCGAGAUGGCACAAGCUGGAGAUCACCUCGUAUGUACCCCAUAUUUCAAAUCUUGCAGCUGUAAAGGAUCUCCCAAUCUUGGAGUCAGUCAAGAUAUACUGA